Molecule: messenger RNA, 1029 nt
Organism: Acanthosepion pharaonis
Lineage: Eukaryota; Metazoa; Mollusca; Cephalopoda; Sepiida; Sepiidae
Source: the annotation of a GenBank genome assembly
AUGUCUAUGGGGAAAAAGAAAUUCAAUAUGGACCCAAAGAAGGGUAUUGAAUAUUUAAUCAAGCAUGACUUAUUACAAAAUACUCCUGAGGAUGUGGCCCGCUUUCUUUUCCAAGGAGAUGGACUCGAUAAAACAGCCAUUGGGGAUUAUCUUGGUGAACGAAAUGACUUCAACAUUGCAGUUUUGAAAGCUUUUGUCAAUCUCCAUGAAUUUUCAGAAAUGAUUUUGGUGCAGGCACUGAGACAAUUUUUGUGGAGUUUCCGACUACCAGGUGAAGCUCAAAAGAUUGACAGAAUGAUGGAAUGCUUUGCUGAAAGAUAUUGUGAACUUAAUCAAGGAGUCUUUACCAGUACAGCUUUUGAUGGUGCUAAAAUCAGUGACACGUGCUAUGUACUCUCCUUUGCCAUUAUUAUGCUGAAUACCAGUUUACACAACCCCAGCGUCAAAGACAAACCUACAGUGGAGCGAUUCAUCCAAAUGAACCGAGGAAUCAAUGAUGGAUAUGACUUACCAGCAGAACUUCUCACUAGUCUGUAUGAAAGUAUAAAAAAGGAACCAUUCAAGAUUCCAGAAGAUGAUGGCAAUGAUUUAAUGCACACUUUCUUCAAUCCAGUCAAAGAGGGUUGGUUAUGGAAACAAGGUGGACGUUACAAAAGUUGGAAGCGAAGAUGGUUUAUACUUAAUGAUAACUGCUUGUACUAUUUUGAAUAUACAACAGACAAGGAACCCAAGGGAAUUAUUCCCCUUGAGAAUAUCCGGGUACGUGAAGUGGGUGCUGAUAAAACCAACAAACCCAACUGCUUUGAGAUUCAUUCAGGAAAUCAUGAAAUCAUUAAAGCUUGUAAAUUAGAUUCUGAAGGAAAAGUUGUCGAAGGUAAACACACUGUUUAUAGAAUGUCAGCCUCAAAAGCAGAAGACAAAGAUGAGUGGAUACGUGCGAUCAAAGCCAGCAUCAGUGAACAUCCUUUCUAUGAAAUGUUGGCUCUCCGAAGAAAAAAUGCUGUGACCCAUCCUUCCAAGACCACAUAG